Molecule: messenger RNA, 1130 nt
Organism: Lactuca saligna
Lineage: Eukaryota; Viridiplantae; Streptophyta; Magnoliopsida; Asterales; Asteraceae
Source: the annotation of a GenBank genome assembly
AUGGGGUCACUGAAAGAAAGUCUGGACAGGUUCAAGAAGCAACAAGAGAAAUGUCAAUCAACCCUAAAGAGCAUUGCUGCAGGUUCUAAAACAACCACCAAGACAACAACACCUGCUCCUAGAGUUGUGCCUGCAAACACCUCGACUAAAUUACCUUCUCCUCCAAUUAAAUUCUCUAAUGACACAGAGAGGUUGCAGCAUAUUAAUAAUAUAAGGAAGGGCCCUGUUGGAGCUCAGAUCAAACGUGUGAUUGAUCUGCUGUUUGAGUCAAGGCAAUCAUUCACAGCAGAGCAAAUAAAUGAAGCAUGUUAUGUUGAUGUGAAAGGCAACAGAGCUGUGUUUGAGAGUUUAACAAAAAAUCCAAAAGUUAGUUAUGAAGGAAAACGCUUCUCUUACAAGUCGAAGCAUAAUGUGAGAGACCAAAAAGAACUACUCCGUUUAAUUCGGACAUUUGCAGAAGGAAUUGCUGUUGCUGAUCUUAAGGAUGCUUAUCCAACUGUCAUGGAUGAUUUACAGGCCUUGAAAGCUGCAAGACAGAUAUGGCUUCUAUCAAACUUUGACUCACAAGAAGACAUAGCCUACCCUAAUGAUCCACGUGUCCCAAUCAAAGUUGAUGAUGAAUUGAAACAGUUAUUCAGGUCAAUUGAACUGCCACGUGACAUGCUGGACAUUGAGCGGGACCUACAGAAGAACGGAAUGAAGCCUGCAACCAACACUGCGAAAAGAAGAGUCAUGGCACAAAAUGGUAAUAUUUAUAACAAACCAAAACAAAAGAAGAAGAAGACUGAGAUUAGUAAACGUACAAAGCUCACAAACGCUCAUCUUCCUGAGCUCUUUCGCAACCUUAAUGGCUAGUUGGAUUUGCUAUUGUAUAUGUUAAUGUUUCGAUAAAUGAGAAUACGAGAAUCGUUUAUGGAUUAUGAAUGUUUUUCAAUAUGUAUCACGAUUUGAUGUUCAAGUGGAUGAUUUUAUGUGGAUGUAUAUGUAUUAGUUUUUUAUGCUUGAAUGUAUGCUGAGGAUCCAUAAGUGAGGUCUCAGGUUUAAGUCUUGGCGUUGUUGUUAUCAUCUAUUUUUUUAAUUCCAUUAUAGAUUGGUUUAUAUGAUUGUUUAGGGUUAGUUGAUUGAAUUUG